Messenger RNA from Salvelinus sp. IW2-2015, 2008 nucleotides. Its product is annotated as low-density lipoprotein receptor-related protein 8. The record is from RefSeq and is a predicted model, not a curated record. Gene Ontology annotation, cellular component: plasma membrane. NCBI's taxonomy places the organism in Eukaryota, Metazoa, Chordata, Actinopteri, Salmoniformes, Salmonidae. Gene Ontology annotation, molecular function: Wnt-protein binding; calcium ion binding; Wnt receptor activity. Gene Ontology annotation, biological process: canonical Wnt signaling pathway.
UGUUACAAUGAUUCUCUACACAAUGAAUGCUUGUUUUGUCACAAACUGAAAUUAGGUGAACUAUUCGAAUUUUAGCAGCCAGGAAAUGGCAGUGCAACUUUUAAAAGAAGAGAAAAACAUGCACACUGCUCUUGCCAGUACCAUAAGCGAAUAAACAAAGUAAUAUUGGCAAGAGCAGUGUACAAGUUUUUCUUUUGAUGUACAUAUCUGUCUACCUUCAUUGAUGCCCUUCUCUUCAAUGUGCUUGUUGAUGUAAUUGUGUUAUUCUUGGGUGAGUGGCUGGGACUGAUUUUGAGUGUACCUCCAAGAGAUGUGGCUCAGCUGGUGUUGAGCAAUUCUGAGGGGGUACCCCGGGUCAACACUGCAGGUAUGGAGUACAGGGAGAUAGCUGCUCACUUACUGGGACCAGGGCCUAUGGCUGCCCUCAGUGCAAACCACACUGUCUACUGGGCAAGGCCUGGACAAGGAUCUAUCUACAGGAUCCCCAUGGAUGGGAAGCCCCUGGAUCCUGUUCUGCUGUUGAAAAGCCAUGGUGCUGUCCUGGGUCUGGCUGUGGACUGGAUCCAUGAGCAUCUCUACUGGACUAACGCUGGCACUCACUCCAUCGACGUGGCCCGUUUGGGCGGCUCUGUACAACGCCUCCUGAUAGAAGGGCUUGCCAUGCCCACUGGAGUGGCUGUGGAGCCCUUGUUGGGUGUUCCUGAGUAUGCUGUUGGUGGGGGUGGCGUUGUGGUGGAGGGAUGCGUUCAAGCUUUCCAGGACACUCGCCUUCCAAGAUUUCUCCCUGAAAGAGUCCCAGGAUCCACUCAUACAUUGCCCCUGAGACUUGUCCUAUCAAGGACACUCUGCUAAAGCUGGACUUGGACAGCAACUGAGUGUCCCAAGCCACUUGCAUAAGAGAGACCGGUGUCCAGCAGUGCUCCCGCUUGACUGUGGCUCUCCACUUCAGUUUCAAUGAAGGCUAGAAAAUGACUUGUACAAUUGACUUGAACAAUAUUUUCAGUGAAUUUAUUUCCAAGUCAUUGAUUUUCCUAACUUGACUGUAAUUUAAUUAGAAUUGACCCUAGCCUUGGCGGUCCUCAUGCAUAUCAGUUAUUUAGCUACAGAUGGACACCUCCGCCUAUCUGGGGUACUGUAUCCCUCAUACAUACACUUUCAUUGUGACAUCUCAAUGUCCUUUUGCACUCAGUUGACUAUGUCCAAAGAAAGUUUUGUAAUUCAUAUUUGGACUAAUAUGUAGAUAGAUACAUUGUGUGUAUAUAUGUGUAUGUAUAUACAUACACACACACACACACACACACACACACACACACACACACAAUGUAUCUAUCACUCCACAUUUGAUACAGUGUAUGCAAAACAAUGUACCAGCCUUACAACUGACCCAGCCAUACACAGAGACAUAUGUUGUACAUUCUGCUACUAGUUACAUGCAUCUCUGCUCUUAUCUGGUGUUUGGGGAUCAACUGAAGUUGAGUUGUGUUUUAACAUAAAAUGGCAAGAAAGGGGGUAGAAUGUGGCUCUGACAUUGAAGUAGAGUAUUCACUUAACACUGUAAUCGAGUCAUUUUUUGUACUGGUCUGCAUUGUUUAGAUCAGUUGCUAUGCCGUCAUUGAAAAACAAUUGUUUGUCUUUGUUUGAUUAUUGUAAAUUAUUUGUUGUCCUGCUAGGCAGUCUUUUUAUUUAUUUUAUUUUUAUUUUUUUAUUCUUAACUACUGAGUGAACUGUAUUUAUGUUUUGAAGGGAGGUUCUAUUUAUUUUUGGAAGGACUGCCGUUAUUGAAGCCUGACCAUUUUUGUGGUUACUUUUGAAUAGUCUUUCAGUUCAUCUUUACUUGUUGAGUUUAUUUAAUUGAAAUGGAAUGAAAUAAAAAAGUUUUCUCCAUAUUCAUGAGGUGAUUUCAUUAACUAAUAUGCUAUCUUGCAUGGUUGGCUAUUAAUAUCAUAUCACCUUAAUUGAUAAAAGUCUUGAUCCUGCUUUUGCAAUAAUGAUAAUACAUUUUGAAUGU